AAGCACAUGCUGGUAGAGGGAUAGGUAUGGCAUAGGAAGGAGUCCAGAGUUGGGCAUUUGGGAAUUAUCCCUGGACUCUCAUCGGUCUUUUAGAUUUUACUUUCUACCUGGUUUUAACCCGUGAUCGGUUUCCUCUGACAUACUACAGUUUGAACAUACAACGCCUCUUCUAACAUCUCACAGGAAGCUAGUACAGGCAGAACUAAAACGGAAGUGGAGAUUAGCACCACCACAGACUUUGUAAGAUGUACUUAGCUACAGAAAAUAGCAAGAAUUGUACCAAAAGAAGCAUGGACUGCAAAAUAUGCCACGGCCAAUCAGAUAGUGCUGCCCAAAACAAAAGGCCAAAGGUGACAGAGGUGACACAUAAAGGGGACCUUUCAUCAUCAAAAGAUUUCCACCUUACAGAUAGACAUCAUUACCAGAAAGCAGCUCCUCCCUGCACACUUCAUCUUGUGGUUGAAAAGCUCGGCCCCCAAACCACAGGAGAGUCAGAUAGCAGCAUGGUGCAGAAUGAGGACUUUUUACUGAGGGGGGAAGCUGCACCCUGGGAGAAAAGUUCACGGUUAUUGGGGCAAGGAAACCGCAUGUAGUAACACGGAUUAGACCAUCUUCAGCACAUUCGUCUCAGGACUUCAAAGGUGGCACCAUGGGCGACAGUGCAAAGAAAUCCAACGCCAAAAAAUUCAAACUAUUUAAAUUAAGUGUGUUUGGAAGCCUGAGUAACCUUCCUCGGGCUUUCCGUAGACGGGAAUCUCAAGAUACAAAUCUGAGCAGUAAUGCCAGCUUCAUCAACAUUCUGGAGACGACUCAGGAUGACCUCACCUCCAUACCCAAGAGUCCUUCCUAUGCUCGGUCUAGUGACAUGUACAGCCAUAUGGGAACAAUGCCUAGAUCCAACAAGAGAACCAAAUCCAAGAAAGAGAAAAGCAAGGGCGUGCCUUCUGCCAUGAUGUCACAAUCAGCAAGUGACCUAUUAGAUGACGAAUCCAAUGAAAUUAUCGUGGUUCCAUCUGUGAUGGCGGCCAAGAGAGCAAUAACAAAAACACAGAGUUCAAAGCUGAGCGCAACCAAUGUAAACAAUGAUGAGAACGAUCACAAGACGGAGAAUCUAAAACCUGACCCAACCGAAAGCCCAAAUAAUCCUAACUCAAAGACUCUUGUUGGUGACAACCACAAACCAAACUACGUCGAGGCAGAUAAUCCUGGAAAACUAAGUCAAGAGUUGCUUGAGAAGAACUUACAAGAAGAAAACACAGUAAACUGCGACGAAAGCACCUGCACCACCUUGGAUGCUGGAAGCGAGUAUGUCAAGUUCUCAAAGGAAAAGUACAUCUUGGAUACUCCACCAGAGAAGCUGCACAAAGAGUUGGAGGAGGAAUUAAAACUUAACAGCUCAGACUUGCGCAGCCAUGCCUGGUAUCAUGGUCGCAUACCUCGUGAGGUGUCAGAGACUUUGGUCCUUAAAAAUGGGGACUUCCUCAUCAGGGACUCACUGACCAGCCUGGGUGACUACGUCCUGACCUGUCGAUGGAAAAACGAGCCCCUACAUUUCAAGAUCAACAAAGUGAUGGUGAAGACUAGCGACAGCUACACGCGGAUACAAUACCUGUUUGAGCAGGAAAGCUUUGACAAUAUCCCUGCCCUGGUCCGCUCCUAUGUGGGCAGCCGGAAGACUGUGUCAGAUCAGAGCGGGGCACUCAUCUACUGCCCAAUCAACCGCACAUUCCCACUACGAUACCUAGAGGCCAGCUAUGGGCUGGCACCUAGCCGGCAGGGGUCACACAGCCCACAGAAAGGACAUAUGAAGAGAAGAAGCAUUACCAUGACUGAUGGGCUCACCGCAGACAAGAUUACUAAGGCCAACGGGUGCCCAAACAGCACGUCCUCUCCACAUCACAGAGAUAUCAUCAGGAGCUGUGCAGUCAGUGUGGACCAAAUUCAAGACUUGCACUCCCCAAUGUCCCCUAUUUCUGAAACCCCUGGAUCUCCAGCCUAUAGCACAGUUGUCCGGGUGAAGCCCCAAGGAGCUCCGGUAGUUAAUAAUGUGACCCCUGGCUCUCCUGUGCUGAGACGGUCCAGUGAACCCUACGUCUGCCCGGCAAACAACAAAGCUGCUUUAAACAUGGCUGAAAACAACCAUUCUUCACCAAGUCACGGGUACCCACAAAUUUCUCCUUCCCCCUCCAUAAACAGUUAUAGUGACCCGGACAAUGCACAUUACUGCCAGCUUCGCCCAGCUUCCCCAACACAUGACACCCCCAGCAAAACCCUUCCACCCAAGAGCUAUGUCGAAAGGUUAAAAGUGGACGAGGGUGCCCGGGCAGGGGCGAACCGUGGGGUGGAGGACCCCGAAAAGGACAAACUGUGCUUUACUAUCCCUACCGUAGAGGCCAAGUCUUCUUUUAACCCAACAAGUUUCAAGUCCACACUGAUCCCCCCAGACAACAAGCCCCUGGAGAUGUGUAUACUAAAGAAGGUCAAAGAGCUCUUCUCUGAAGUUGAUGCCAAAACCAUUGCCAAACAUAUUACCAAAACCGACUGUGAGGUUGCCAGGAUACUCGGUGUUACCAAGGAGAUGCAGAGGAUCAUGGGAGUCAGCUCAGGCAUGGAGCUCCUAACACUGCCGCAUGGCCGCCAGCUGCGACUUGACCUUCUGGAAAGAUUUCACACCAUGUCUAUCAUGAUCGCUGUGGACAUCCUGGGCUGUACAGGCAGUACGGAGGAAAGAGCCGCUCUGCUUCACAAGACCAUACAACUGGCAGCUGAACUCAAGGGCACUCUGGGAAAUAUGUACAGUUUUGCGGCUGUAAUGAACGCCUUGGAGAUGUCACAGAUCUCAAGACUGGAACAGACAUGGGUUACCCUGAGACAGAGGCACACAGAAGGGGCCAUCUUGUAUGAGAAGAAACUCAAACCAUUUCUGAAGAGCAUGAAUGAGGGCAAAGAGAGCCUCCCAUUGAGCAAUACAACCUUCCCACACAUUAUCCCUCUAAUCACUCUUCUGGAGCGAGAUGUCCCUCUGCUAGACGGAGGAGAACCCUGGGAUUGCAUUGACAGCGGUGUAGAAGUGGUGAUGGCUCACCUGGAAGCAGCCAGAAUGGUGGCACAUCAUGGAGGCCUUUACCGGACCAACGCUGAGAUGAGGCUACAGGGUUUCCACCCCAGAUCGGAUCUUCAGGAGGUCUCCAGCACGGAGUUCCAAAUGCGAAUGCUGUGGGGCAGCCGAGGAGCAGCGGGCAGCCAAUCCGAAAGAUUUGACAAAUUUGACAAAGUCCUGACCGCGUUGUCACACAAACUGGAGCCUUCGGUACGCUCCAGCGAAUUAUAACACAGCACCUGGAUGGAGGUGGAGAAUGAAACUCUGUAACAGAAGGACAUCUAAGGGAUAAACACGCCCAAAGCAAUGCAUCUCAGAGACUUCUUUGAGCAAAACAAAAUAGCACUUUUCAGUGGCUUCCAUCAUGGGGGCUUAUAUUUGUAGCAGUGCAUGCUGAAUCUUAUCAAAUUCCAGAAAAAAAAUGGCUGCACUGUAUGUAUUCAUUUAAGGAUAAUUAUAUGUGGGUUAGCCCUGACCAAUAUUUUACAUUUUUUAUUAUAAAUCUGGAUGUUUGGCCACUUCGGGGAUCUGAUGUAAGACUGGAGGUUAGCCCUGGACAAGUGCAAUGUCUCAUUGUACAUAGUACUAUAAUGUCCAGUGCCGGGACAAGGUUAUCCAGCACCCAGGACAAAGAUGCCAAACUGCACCCCCCCCCCCCCAUUCCCUUAGAGUUAGAGUCAGAACGUCCCCAUCCCUGCAAUAAACCAUUGCGCCCAGGGCAGCUGUCCCUCCUGCCCACCUCUUGUCCCGGCCCUGAUAAUGUCAUAGAG
This is a messenger RNA of Rana temporaria (common frog), 3870 nucleotides long. It is a transcript of the gene SH2D3C, whose product is annotated as SH2 domain containing 3C. Lineage: Eukaryota; Metazoa; Chordata; Amphibia; Anura; Ranidae. The coding region runs from base 650 to 3331 and encodes 893 amino acids. The record is from RefSeq and is a predicted model, not a curated record. Gene Ontology annotation, biological process: small GTPase-mediated signal transduction; positive regulation of peptidyl-serine phosphorylation. The transcript is spliced from 12 exons. Gene Ontology annotation, molecular function: phosphotyrosine residue binding; guanyl-nucleotide exchange factor activity.